This is a messenger RNA of Corythoichthys intestinalis (scribbled pipefish), 4275 nucleotides long. Its product is annotated as two pore channel protein 1-like. Lineage: Eukaryota; Metazoa; Chordata; Actinopteri; Syngnathiformes; Syngnathidae. The transcript has 27 exons. The record is from RefSeq and is a predicted model, not a curated record. Gene Ontology annotation, cellular component: endosome membrane; lysosomal membrane. The coding region runs from base 245 to 2734 and encodes 829 amino acids. Gene Ontology annotation, biological process: transmembrane transport; monoatomic ion transport. Gene Ontology annotation, molecular function: voltage-gated channel activity; monoatomic ion channel activity.
ACCAAAACAUUGCCACACCAAAAACCGACUUAGAAUCAGAACUAGAUUUAAAUGCCCUACGUCCGUCAGCGUUGUUGCUUAUGAGAAAAUAGUCAUAAAAUAACUAAAAAGUUGGACUAUUUUUCCAGCCUUCCGGAUUCUGAAAAUGCAGCGAUGGACACAAGAGGACAGCUUCGGCUUGUGACACUUAGCCAAUUGAUUCCCUGACAGACGUCCCCUGCGUGCUAGGACACGACCAACGCUAAUGGAAGUCGACGACGAUGACGUGCCUCUCAUCCUCACAUGGGACGAUGCAAACAGCGGUCUACUUAAUGAAGACCCAGAGAGGGGGGACGAGAAUGGUGAUGUGGGAAACAGUGACGUAGUAAAUAGCAGUGUGGUGUCAACACCUGGGCCUCAAACCCACCGAGCACACAACGUGACUUUACGGCAAAGCUGGGAGAUGAACUACCAGGAGGCGGCCAUCUACUUGCAGGAGGGAGAGAACAAUGACAAGUUCUUUACCCACCCUCGAAACACCAAAGCGCUGGCAGCAUACCUUUUUGCCCAUAACCAUCUCUUCUACGUGAUGGAGCUGCUGACAGGCCUAUUGCUCAUGACGCUGUCGCUGUGUGAAGCUCCUGCGGUGCCUUCGCUGCGCCUGGACGUCUACGUUCACGCCACCCUGGAGCUGCUCGCUUUGGUUAUUGUGGCAUUUGAGCUGUGCAUGAAGCUCCGCUGGCUGGGCUUCCACACCUUCAUACGACACAAGAGGACCAUGGUUAAGUCAUGUGUGUUGCUGCUGCAGUUCGUGGAGGCCAUAGUGGUUCUGGUCCGACAGACGUCCCACAUGCGAGUGACCCGCGCCCUCAGACCAAUAUUCCUGGUGGACUGCAGAUACUGCGGCGCUGUACGCAGAAAUUUGCGGCAGAUCUUCCAGUCGCUCCCACCAUUCAUUGAUAUCCUCCUUCUACUCCUGUUCUUCAUGGUUAUAUUUGCUAUCUUGGGAUUCUGCCUCUUUUCCACAAACUCAUCAGAUCCGUACUUCAACACACUGGAGAACAGCAUGGUCAGUCUUUUUGUGCUACUGACCACGGCAAAUUUUCCAGAUGUGAUGAUGCCAGCUUACUCAAAGAACCGCUGGUCUUGUAUAUUCUUCAUUGUGUACCUGUCCAUUGAACUCUACUUCAUCAUGAAUCUGCUCCUGGCUGUUGUGUUUGACACCUUUAACGAUGUGGAGAAAAUGAAGUUCAAAUCUUUGUUGCUUCACAAACGCUCUGCUGUUGACUACGCCUUCCAGCUGUUAGUCAGCCGCCAGAGGCCGACUGGCGUCUCGCUGAAACAGUUUGAUGGCCUGAUGCGUUAUUACAGACCGAGGAUGUCUGCGAGAGACCGUUUCCUCACCUAUAAAGCUCUCAACACCUCUGGCGCGCCUAUGCUGAGUCUUCAGGACUUUUAUAAGUUCUAUGAGGUGACGGGCCUUAAAUGGAAGGCACGUCGCAGUGGAGAGCAUUGGUUUGAUGACCUCCCGCACACAGCCUACAUUAUUUUAAAAGGAAUCAACCUGCUCGUGAAAUCUAAGGCCUUUAAGUACACCAUGUAUGUCGUUGUGGCUAUUAAUGGCGUUUGGAUACUUGUGGAGACAUACACUCUUAACAGCAGUUUCUCCUGGUCAAGAUUGGUGCCAUGGAGUUACAUUGUCUUUCUUACAAUUUAUGGUGUGGAGGUGCUAUUGAAAAUAUCCGGUUUGGGACCAUUGGCUUAUUUCAGUUCCGGAUGGAAUCUCUUUGACUUCUCCGUUACCGUAUUUGCCUUUCUGGGUCUGAUCGCGCUGGCCUUCGACAUGGAGCCUUUCUACUUUAUCGUCGUGCUACGACCCCUUCAGCUGCUGAGGUUGUUUAAAAUCAAGAAGAGGUAUCGCAAUGUGUUGGAUACCAUGUUUGAGCUCCUCCCCAGGAUGGCAAGUCUCGGUUUGACCUUGAUCAUCUUCUACUACUCCUUUGCAAUUGUGGGCAUGGAAUUCUUCGCUGGUGCCGUCUACCCCAACUGCUGCAACACCAGCACGGUGGCUGACUCUUACAGGCAGGGCAACGUCACACAUGGUAACAAAACCGUGCUGGAGGAAGGCUACUAUUAUCUCAACAACUUCAACAAUAUUCUCAGCAGUUUUGUGACUCUCUUCGAGCUGACUGUGGUCAACAACUGGUACAUCACAAUGGAAGGUGUGACCUCCGAGACGAGCCACUGGAGCCGUCUCUACUUCAUGACCUUCUACAUCGUCACCAUGGUGGUUAUGACCAUCAUUGUGGCCUUCAUCUUGGAUGCGUUUGUGUUCCGCAUGAACUACAGCCGCAAGAACCGGGAAACCAUAGAGAACCCAGGGGAUGAGAACGGAAUCGUGUUUGAAGUAGAAGUGAGCCGAGCAGAAGCUCUGUCCACUUUAGAGUUAUACAAGCAGAUGUGUCCAGCGUCCCUCGGCUCGCUGGUGGCAGUCGUGCAAGUCAUGGACCGCAUUGGGAGCGAACAACACUCAUCUUCUCUAUUAUACCAAGGGCGAAGGUCAAGGACAAAGUGUGACCUAAGCAUGAAAAUGUAUGAGGAGGAGAUGCAGGAGUGGUAUUCAGAGUACUCAAGGGAAAACCUGCCUCAGCCAGACCAAAGUCAAGGACCCGACUCAGACAGUCCCACCUCCAGUCCGCCUUUUGUGCCUGCGCCUCAACUAAACUCACAUACUGGACGUUACAGCAUUAACUAACUCCUGUGACCAAUGACCAUCACACUCACUUCUUCCCACGCUGGGACUUGCUGGUGUUUUUUGAACUGAUAAGAGAUGAAGACAUGUCUCUGGACAGACAAGAUCACUGUACAGACUGGCAGGUGGUGCAGCGUCAUAUGAAUGGGACCGACCUACCAAUACUUGUCUUGUAGUAUGUAAUGUACAUAUAACACAAGAAUCCUUUUGUGACCUAAUUUAAACAAAGUCGGGCUGCAGUGGAAAAUGUCAAUUAUAAAAUACAGUGGUACCUCUACAUACGAAUUUAAUUCGUUCCAGGACCUUGUUUGUAAGUCGAAAUGGUCGUAUGUCGAGCAGGAUUUUCCCAUAGGAAUACAUUAUAAUUCCAUUAAUUCGUUCCAAAGCCUAAAAACAUAUACUAAAUUCUUAAUAAAUACUGCUGGCACUGUUACAAAUGGCAAUUAGACAUAGAAAAACAAAUAAGUUAUAAACAAAUAAUUCAGAAUAAUAUAAUAAUAAGAAGAAUAAUUAAUAAUUAUUCCUGUAAAUAAUGUAACGAAUCGGAUUCUAAUAUGGCGGACACUUUUUACUGUCCCUGAACGCACCGCGAAGUGAGAUAGGUCGGUGCGGUAGAGAUAAUACUUUCGUUUUCUUGAGAGCAGUCAACUGCUUAAGACAGUGGGCGUUAUGUGUUGGAUAAGUUCUUAAAUUAAUGAUAAAAACGUGACGAAGCUGGCGAUUUCCUUGGCAAUGUUACCACAAUGAUAAUUUUCACCUUAACUUAUAAAUAGUGGCGAACGGUGGUCGGAAGAGGACCACGGAGCUGUAUUGUUGAGCCAGUUCAGGCUUUUUACUGUCCCUGAACGCACCGCGAAGUGAGAUAGGUCGGUGCGGUAGAGAUAAUACUUUCGUUUUCUUGAGAGCAGUCAACUGCUUAAGACAAUGGGCGUUUUGUGUUGGAUAAGUUCUUAAAUAAAUGAUAAAAACCUGACGAAGCUGGCGAUUUCCUUGGCAAUGUUACCACAAUGAUAAUUUUCACCUUAACUUAUAAAUAGUGGCGAACGGUGGUCGGAAGAGGACCACGGAGCUGUAUUGUUGAGCCAGUUCAGGGACACGCACCCCAAGCUCAUAUUUUUCUAUAACUUGCAUCUUCAUUUCAAAGGUAAGCAUCACUUUUUUCCUUGUUUCUCCAACUGUAUCAACUUUUUUUGAAAACUGUGUUGAUUUCUCACACAAGAAAAUCCACCGUGCGUUCGUUUGCAGUGCUGUCAUGUCGUCGUAUUUCGAGCAACUCGUCGGAUGUAGAAACAAAUGGCGGCUCAAAUUUUACGUCGGAUGUCGAAAAGAUCAUGUGUCGAAGUGAUCGUAUGUAGAGGUACCACUGUAUAGCUAAUUAAUUUCUUCAACAUGUUAACAAUUGAUAAAUUAGCCAUGUUUUUCCAAAUGAGCCCAAAUAGCAAUAACCAUGUAAUGCAGUAAUUCUCUUAUUGUGAAUUACUAGGUAUUAAGUCAGUUUUUGUAUAUUAACUAAAACUCUUUGUACUGUAUUAAAUUAUAUUAUU